This is a messenger RNA of Dermacentor silvarum, 1830 nucleotides long. Its product is annotated as dachshund homolog 1-like. The transcript has 10 exons. The coding region runs from base 106 to 1830 and encodes 574 amino acids. Lineage: Eukaryota; Metazoa; Arthropoda; Arachnida; Ixodida; Ixodidae. The record is from RefSeq and is a predicted model, not a curated record.
ACCGCGCGAUCUCGGUCGGACGGCACGGAACACGUUCGCGAGACGAGAACGACGCUGCAGCGGCAGCCAGGCCCUGAAGUUGCUGCGCGCGGCACGAGGAGGCCAAUGGACGCCGGCUCUCUGGGCAGCUGCAGCAGCGGAGGCGGCACGCCGUCGCCGCCGACGCUCACGUUCGGCUCGCCGGUGGGCGCCGCGCACUCGCCGUCGGCCCGCGGCGGCUCCAGCCCCAAGUCGGGCCUCGGCUCACUGACACCGACGCGCUCGACGCCCGAGAGUCCGCUGGGCGCAGCCCUGCCACCGCCCCCGCCGCCACCCAAGCAGACCGGCUACGGCGUGUUGCAUGCGCUCAACGGUGGCCGCGCACUGUACGGCGGCAUGCGGCCACCGCCGUCGCCGCCGGGCAUACCGUCGGACGCGUCGGCCACCGACUGUCGCCUGAUCGACUACCGCGGCGCCAAGGUGGCCGCGUUCUUGGUGAGCGGCGAGUACCUGCUGUGCCUGCCGCAGGCGUUCGAGCUGUUCCUCAAGCACCUCGUGGGCGGACUACACACGGUGUACACCAAGCUCAAGCGGCUCGACAUCACGCCCAUCGUGUGCAACGUGGAACAAGUGCGAAUCCUGCGCGGACUGGGCGCCAUACAGCCCGGCGUGAACCGGUGCAAGCUGCUGUCGUGCAAGGACUUCGACGCCCUCUACAAGGACUGCACCACUGCCAGAUCUGCGAGUCGACUGUGGAACGCUGCCUCCCUCAUGGGUGCUGGCUCUAGUCCUGCAAAUGCCAGCUAUCCGUUCCUGUCGCAAGAGAAGAGGUACCCUGGAGAGGAUGCAUCCAUCCAGUCUCGGUCUAGAAACCAAGCCCGGCCGCCCAAGCGUUCCUCGAUGAUGUCGAUGAGUCCGAGCAAUGGGAGUCCGCUUGGCAUGAUGAGCAAGAAGGGCCGCAUGGACGACUACCCGGGAUACGAGAACGGACACUUGGCAGCCGAGCAAGCGGAUAAGCCUCACCACGGUGGCGGUGGGGGCGCCCUGUUGCCAAACGGGUUCAGCCCUCAGCAGGCGGCGGCAGCCGCGGCCGCGGCGCACCUGAACGCCACGCUGCCCUUCCUCGCCCUGGGCUCGCACCCGCACCCGGGCGGGCUGCUGAGCGCCGCCAUGGGGAUCCCGCUGCCCGGCGCCACGCCGCACCACCCACUGGGGGGCGCGGCGCCCUCGCGCACCGACCACCACCUCGCCAAGGCCGCGCCGCCUCAGCUGGACCCGCAAGCCGCCCUCAGGUUGCGAGACGACGGCGGCAGCGUUAGGGACCGGAACUUUUCGUCCUACGAUGGAAGCCGGCUCAAGGAUUCGGUCGCUUUUGUCAAUGGCGGCCUUCCGGUGUCGGAGUCCAACGGACACGGGCCUCCGGUGCUGAACCUGUCGCAACAUGGCCAUCGCAACAGCGCGGCGCGGGACUACCACGACGGCGCGGCCGCCGACGCCGAAGACGACACCGAGGACGACACGGACGACAGGGACCCCGAGCUUAGCGGCGCUGAAGGUAGCAGCAGCCCCGAGCCCCACGGCGGCGGUGGAGGCCAAGGAGGGCCCAGCAUGGAAGAGCGCUACGCCAUGGACGCGGCACUUGGACUUGGCGCCGUGUCUUCGAUCGAGACCCUCCUGCGUAACAUACAGGGCCUGCUCAAGGUGGCCGCGGACAACGCCAGGCACCAGGACAGGCAGAUCAGCAUCGAGAAAGCCGAGCUCAAGAUGGAAGUGCUGCGAGAACGAGGUCUCCGGGAGAGUCUCGAGAAGCAGCUGACCGAGGAGCAGAGGACGAGAGCCCUUGAUGAGUGA